This is a messenger RNA of Salvelinus sp. IW2-2015, 692 nucleotides long. RefSeq names its product FAU ubiquitin like and ribosomal protein S30 fusion b (gene faub). Gene Ontology annotation, molecular function: protein binding; structural constituent of ribosome. Gene Ontology annotation, biological process: translation. NCBI's taxonomy places the organism in Eukaryota, Metazoa, Chordata, Actinopteri, Salmoniformes, Salmonidae. The record is from RefSeq and is a predicted model, not a curated record. Gene Ontology annotation, cellular component: cytosolic small ribosomal subunit; ribosome.
AAUACUACGUCACAGGUAUGCGCAAUGAAAUGCUUCCUGUUUUCCAUUUCCAGGCCAAACACCAUUGGCAAAGCACACGAUCAUUACACUGCGAGACUUUGGUUGACCAUGCAGCUGUUUGUGCGUGCUCAGACUCUCCACACCUUUCAGGUGUCUGGAUUAGAAACUGUCGCUGACAUCAAGGCUCAUAUUGAGGCAUUGGAGGGACUCUCCUGUGAUGACCAGGUGGUUUUUCUGUGCGGGGAACCCCUGCAGGACGAUGCUGUGAUUGGCCAAUCGGCACUGGAGUUCAGCACUCUUGAGGUUAACCCUCGACUGUUGGGAGGCAAAGUCCAUGGCUCCUUGGCCAGAGCGGGGAAAGUCAGGGGACAGACUCCCAAGGUGGAUAAGCAGGAGAAGAAGAAAAAGAAGACUGGUAGGGCUAAAAGGAGGAUCCAGUAUAAUAGGCGCUUUGUGAAUGUGGUACCGACAUUUGGCAAGAAGAAGGGACCCAACGCCAACUCAUAAAACUAUUUUCCCAAAGCCUUGUGUCUGUCUCAUCACAGUUCAACAUUGACAUGACCAUUCAUGCAGUGAGCGCAAUGGACUGGGAGCAAUAUCUGUCAUUUAUAAUUACAUUUGUCACUGGACUGAUGGUCACUGUGAUGAAAUACAAUAAAACUCCGUGAGGAAAGAGUGGUACUCCACACCAA